Trichomonas vaginalis G3 is the source of this 1045-nucleotide messenger RNA. RefSeq names its product organellar and viral DNA polymerase type B. NCBI's taxonomy places the organism in Eukaryota, Parabasalia, Trichomonadida, Trichomonadidae. The transcript has a single exon. Gene Ontology annotation, biological process: DNA replication. The annotation marks the transcript as partial. Gene Ontology annotation, molecular function: nucleotide binding; DNA binding; DNA-directed DNA polymerase activity. The record is from RefSeq and is a predicted model, not a curated record.
AUGCAAAUAACUGGCUUAUAUAAAGGAAGGGCAAUUAUUAUAAAAGACUCUUACAGUGUUAUAAAUAAGAAGCUUAAACUAUUUCCUGCUAUGUUUAACUUACAAACAGGACCGAAAGAAGUAUUUCCAUACAACUACUACAGCAGUACUUUGUUAGCAAAUGACAACAGAACUGGUGUCAUUUCUGAAGCGUGUAAGUUUAUCCAGGAUGCGGAUACAUUUAUGAAGAACAUAGAUUCCAUCAAAGGUUGCAGAAUAGAUGAAAACCACUUCGACUUAGCAAAGUAUAGCACGUUUUACUGCAAACAAGAUGUAAGAAUAUUAAGAGAAGGUUUUGUUAAGUUCCGCAAUGACAUAUUGAAAGAAUUUGAUUUAAACGUUUAUGACUACGUUAGCAUUUGUUCAAUUGCUAACAAAUUAUUUGAGAACAGAGUGUACUUCCCGAAUGGAAAUUUAUAUGACCUCUCAAAUAAACCAAGAGAAUUUAUUUCGAGAUGCAUUCAAGGUGGAAGAUUUAUGCUGUCAGAUAACAUUAAACAAAAGAGCGAAAAGAAACUCAUUGCUGACUUCGACGCUGUUUCAUUAUAUCCAUCAGCUAUAGCAAGACUUUAUACUUUAGAAGGUAUUCCAAAGGUUAUGAAGAAAGAAAUGUUAAGCACAGAGUAUCUCAUGAGACAUUUAUUCGAUGACGACCAAAAGGAACCCAUUGGUGAAAAGUUUAUGUCUGGCUUCUUUGUUCUCAUUAAGAUAACAGAGAUUGGAAUACAUAGACACUUUCCUUUAAUAGUUUGUGACCCUGAACUAAAUCCAGAACUUAACGUUCCCAGAAGUUCAAACACUUGCUGUUUAAUGUAUGUUGACCAUAUAACAUUACAAGACCUCAUAAAAUAUCAAGGUGUCAAAUGUGAAGUGUUGCAAGGAUACUAUUACGAUGGAAACAGAGAUAUUAGAAUAAGAGAUGAAGUAAAGAAGUUGUUUGAGUUAAGGUUAAAGUAUAAGAAAGAAGGAAAUCCUUUGCAAGAAAAUAUAAAGCUCAUUCUGAACA